Molecule: messenger RNA, 5784 nt
Organism: Sarcophilus harrisii (Tasmanian devil)
Lineage: Eukaryota; Metazoa; Chordata; Mammalia; Dasyuromorphia; Dasyuridae
Gene: TBC1D30
Product: TBC1 domain family member 30
Exons: 14
Coding region: 453-3266 (937 amino acids)
Cellular component (GO): endoplasmic reticulum
Source: RefSeq, a predicted model, not a curated record
AACCGGUCUCCCCUUUAAAUCAAGCGUCUGGUAAAGGUGGAGGCGGCUUACACCUGGUCUCCAAUCCCGCCCCGGUGUUAAGUUUUAUCCCCAUCCCGUUCCUGCCACGUUCUGUUUCUCCUCGGUCCUGCCAAUUGGAAAGCCUUUGCGCGCCCGAGUCCUGCCUCGCCCGAGCAGGUGCAGCGCCAGGUAAGCCGGCGGCGUGGAGAGCUCCCGCUGUUCCCCUGCGCCCAGACCCAGGAGGGCGGCGACUCUUGCGGGCCGGGAGGCGGUCACUCCAGGGAUCCCGAGCUAAUGGCCUCUUAGAGCUCCCCCAGCCGGGGGAUGUGGCAUUGGCGCGACCCGGAACUGUCCGGCCGGCGGGAGCUCGGAACGCUGCAUGGGCCGGAGCCGAGGUGGGCGCCGAAGCAAGCUCUCCCGGGGGACACGGGGGACGCGGACACCCCGGGGACAUGACGGCUUCUCCUCGAGACCCCAAGGACCCGGAGCUCUCGGCUAUUGAGAUCGGCUGGGCCAGCGUGUGGGAGCAGGGCAAGACGCGGGAUGAGGAAAAGGCAGAAGAGGAGAAAACUUCACCUCUCCUCCGGGACCCUCCGUCUGGGGGGGCGGCGUCCCUACGGGCGGGGAGAGGUAGCGGGGACAAGGACAGCACGGAGGGGGAGGAGGAGGACCCUGAGCUGUGUCCGCCUCCGCGGGGGAGGCCGAGCCGCACAGCAUCCCUGGUGAGCGGACUGCUCACCGAGUUGUACAGCUGCCCGGAGGACGAUGGGGUGGGGGGCAGCUGGGGCAGAGGGCGUCCGGGACGGCAGGAUAGCGUGGACAGCUCCACCGAGGCCUCGGGCGGUUCCGACGCCUUCCUGGGCGGCCGCGUCCUGCAGGAGCUGCUGGAGAGGCAGAGCCAGAGGCACCAACUCCACUACCUGAGACAGAAAGAUAUUGGUGAACUGAAGGCAACCCUUCGAGAACUGACUUACAGCAUUGCUCUCCAGUCGGCAAAGUUGCUUCGACAACUGAAGCAAAAAGAUCGGCUUCUGCACAAAGUGCAGCAGAAUUGUGACAUUGUGACGGCAUGCUUGCAGGCUGUAUCCCAGAAGAGGAGGGUUGACACAAAGUUGAAGUUCACUCUUGAGCCAUCUUUAGGUCAAAAUGGUUUUCAGCAGUGGUAUGAUGCUCUAAAGGCUGUAGCCAGACUUUCAACUGGAAUACCAAAGGAAUGGAGGAGAAAGGUUUGGUUGACUUUAGCAGACCACUAUUUGCAUAGUAUAGCCAUCGAUUGGGAUAAAACCAUGCGCUUCACUUUCAAUGAAAGAAGUAACCCGGAUGAUGAUUCCAUGGGAAUUCAGAUAGUUAAGGAUCUUCACCGAACAGGCUGCAGCUCAUACUGUGGCCAAGAGGCAGAGCAAGAUAGAGUUGUGUUAAAGAGAGUUCUGCUGGCCUAUGCCCGAUGGAACAAGUCUGUUGGAUAUUGCCAAGGUUUUAACAUCCUGGCUGCACUCAUCCUAGAAGUAAUGGAAGGCAAUGAAGGGGAUGCAUUGAAAAUCAUGAUUUACCUCAUUGAUAAGGUACUUCCAGAAAGCUACUUUGUUAAUAAUCUCCGGGCAUUGUCUGUGGAUAUGGCAGUCUUCAGAGAUCUCUUGAGAAUGAAACUUCCUGAAUUAUCUCAGCACCUGGAUACUCUUCAGAGAGCUUCAAAUAGGGAAGGAGGAGGUAAAGGUGGAUAUGAGCCUCCACUAACAAAUGUCUUCACCAUGCAGUGGUUCCUGACCCUCUUUGCCACAUGCCUGCCUAAUCAUACAGUUUUAAAGAUAUGGGAUUCUGUCUUCUUUGAAGGUUCUGAAAUCAUAUUAAGGGUAUCCCUGGCAAUCUGGGCAAAAUUAGGAGAACAGAUAGAAUUCUGUGAAACAGCUGAUGAAUUCUACAGUACAAUGGGAAGACUGACUCAGGAGAUGCUAGAGGACAAUCUAAUUGAAAGCAAUGAACUCAUGCAGACUGUUUAUUCCAUGGCCCAGUUUCCUUUUCCUCAAUUGGCAGAGCUAAGGGAGAAAUACACCUACAAUAUUACUCCAUUCCCAGUCAAACCCACUUCAGUUUCUGGACGGCUUGGCAGGAACAGAGACAGUGAUGAAGAGAAUGAUUUAGAUGAGGAGGAUGCUAUUGUCAAUGCAGUUGGAUGUCUUGGACCUUUCAGUGGAUUCUUGGCCCCAGAACUACAGAAAUAUCAAAAGCAAGUUAAAGAUACAAAUGAAGAACAGAGUCUGGGCUCUAAUAACAUUGCCGAGCUAAGCCCAGGAGCAAUCGAUUCCUGUCGAAGUGAGUACCAUGCUGCCUUUAACAGCAUGAUGAUGGAGCGCAUGACGACAGACAUCAAUGCCCUGAAGCGACAAUAUUCCCGAAUUAAAAAGAAGCAGCAGCAGCAGGUUCAUCAGGUGUAUAUCAGGGCAGGCUCUAAAGAAGGAAAAGAUCUUGAGGUCCUGUUAAAUUCCAAGGACCACUCAACUAAUGAUAAAGGGUUAGUGACCAGUCUCCUCCCAUCUCAGGUAAAUCAUUCUCCAGUAAUAAACCACCUUCUUUUGGGAAAGAAACUGAAAACAAGUAACAGAGCGACCAAAAAUGCGGUCAUCCACAUUCCUGGUCACACAGGAGGCAAACUGUCUCCUAUUCCUCAUGAAGACCUUAAGACCAAACUCAACUCUCCUUGGCGUACUCACAUUCGUGUUCACAGAAAGAAUAUAACCAGGACCAAGAGCCAGCUGGGUUGUGGGGACACCAUUGGACUGAUUGAAGAGCAGAAUGAAGGCUGCAAAACUACCAGUCUGGGUGCAGCAGAGGAAAUGACCUCCACCACUGCAGGGAAGGCUGGAGGAGAUGGGGGCAGCUCUGAUGACAGCACAAGUAGGACAAUUGAUGGACAGUCUCCUGAGCCUGUGUUUAGAGAUGCCAAUGCAAAUGUGGCAGAGGUCCAGCUGAAGCUAGAAACCUUGGAGCUUAAUGAAAAGAGCGCUGCUGAAAUGGAACCCAGGGCUAGCCAGACCUGCCACCAGUAUGGACCCGAGCCACGGAUCCCUGUCAAGCCUCCCCAAGCCAGCUAUACAAAAGCACAUGUCUUUAGCCCCUUCCCUAGUGUCAAGCCACUUCGGAAAUCAACCGCAGCCAGAAAUUUGGGGUUAUAUGGCCCAACAGAAAGAACCCCAACUGUCCAUUUCCCCCAGAUGAGCAGAAGCUUCAACAAAUCUUCUAAUGGUAACAGUGGCACUAAAAAGCGAUGACAUUCUGUUAGGACUCUAUAGUUUGAAUCAGUCUCUCUCUCUUUUUUAAAAAUAGUGUUGUGGGUGUUCAGUCUCACAACUCCAAAAGAAUUUUUUUUUUCCAGAUUAAAAAAAAAGCAAAAGGAUGGGUAAAAGUGCAAAAACCAGCAUUAUGAGAAUUGUGGUUCUCACAACAGGAACUAGGUAGGAGAAUUACAGAGGGACAGAGAGUAACCACAUCCACUUGGGAAACAAAUGGAGUAAAGAAGAUGUUGUGAAACAGUAAACUUGUGUGAUUUUGAUGUGAAGUGUGUUCCUGCUUUUUCAUUGUGAGCUGUUUAGAAAGGCUUAUCUUUUUCCAGAAAUUCUUCCUAUAUGCUGUGGGCCUCUAAGAGACCCAGUGAUGACGCCAGUUUGAGUGUUUUAUCAGCACUCAUACACAGGUACACAUUUGCUCGCUAUAACAAGAACUGUGGAAUAUAAGAUUUCUCAUCAGCUUCACCAGCUUCCUUUUCCUGUGUGUAUGUGUAUAUAUAUGUGUGUACGUACAUAUGUGCAUAUGAAGGCAUGUUUUCCCUUUGGUAGUUUCUUUUAGCUAGUGUCAAAUUUUCAUUGUAUCCUCAUGUUAAAAGUUCUGGGAGGAAAUCUAGAUAGCUGUCCUAUAAUUUUGUAUUUUUGCCUUGUUACCUACUGAAUGCAAACAGUUUUGUUUGUGAAAGCUCAGUGUCUGACUCAUGAUUAUACUUGUAAUUUAUGAUGCACAGAACAUAGUUGGGUCAUGCAUUAAUAUAGCACUUGGUGUGUAUGCUUUUUUCCCACUGAACAAUUCCCAAGUUAUUUGAUUUUCUAUAAAUUUCUUCUAACUUACAAAUGUUUUUUGGUUGUCAGUGGUAUUUAUGACUCAAUAGUUGGUGAUUUAAUUUGUUAAGAUGUUUUCAGUGUGCUAUAAGAGUGUACAGAUACCAUGAUGAUCACAACACUCAAGGGGUGUUCAUCUUCAAAAGCCAAGAAAAACAUGUUGCUGAAACCUGGGCUCUUGUGGAGAAAACACUUUAUUACUAGAAUAUGGCUUUAUUUCAAAGGAGGGCAACUGAGUUCUUAAUAUUUUCCUUGUACAUCCUUGUACAAAUAUUUUCCUUGUACAUCCAUCACCAGGGCCCUCGGUAAGCAAGACCACAAAUGUUAUCUCCUCUCUACAGAUGGAAACUGUACACACAUGUACAAAGCAAUAUGCCAAUGAGUCAAGAUAAACACCCCUGUUGAUCAUUUUGACGUAGACCUAUCUCCUUCAAUUGAUCAGCAGGUACACUGGCCACAACCAUGUCAACACCACACUGAAAAGCCAGUUGCCAUGACUGUGUAAGUGACUCCAAGAUCUCUGGAGUAGGGUUUUCCUGCCAAAUGGAAUAGAAUCCUGCCUCGCUGUACCAGGAAACCACUUCAGAUUUUUUGAGCCUUAAGAGAGAGCUCAUUCUUCAUACAGCUGUCUUCUAGCAAAACAGAAGGUCCAUUUCUCCCUCAAACUCUUAAAGGAAACAGAUUGAGCCUCUUUCAGUGGAGUCUGCAAAAAAAAACAGACAGAGAUGCUUUUAGAAAUGAAAGAAACAAAUCCAAUUGCACUUGUAUUACUAAUGCUGUAACUAAAUUUUUAUAAUGGUCUUUUUAGGAUGAAAAGGAUGUGAUUCAUAUGAAGGUUAGGUGAAGAUUAAAAAUGAAGGAAAAAGAAUACUUAUUUUAUUUUCCUCUUUCUCCCCUCCCUCAAGAACUAAAAAUUGAAAAAUAUGACAAAUAAUUCAUUACAGUUUUUAUCUUUAGUUUCAUAAUAUCCAAAGGCAACUUCUCAGGAAAAGUAGAAUGGAAACCUACUUGAUUUAAUAUCUCCCACCUCCCACACCCCCAAGGAGAUCACUUUUUUCAAAGUAAAAUUGGAGUUUUUCUUCUAUUAGUUAGAUUUUAAGGAUAAGAAUAGCAUUACCUAAAAUCUUUUUCAUCUUCCAAUCUUUCCCCACUCAUCUAAAUGAGUCAUACCCCUCAUUAACUGCAUCUUUAACUAUUUCUGCCUCCAUUUCAGUAUGUGUUUCAAUCCUUUCUUCUUUUGGAUGAAUUCAUUACCAGCCUAAAACAUGAAGCAGAGUUUCUGAAACAGUAGCCUGAAAAAUUUUUUAAUUGGUAACUGCAUUUCAAAAUAUUUGGUUUCCUUUGUAUUUUGCUUUGUGUUUUUAAAAAUAUGAUUCUGAAAAAAGGAUUCAUAGUUUUCACAAGAUUUUCCAAAGGGGUCCAUAAUGCAAAAAAGUUAAAAACUGGCAUAGGAGGUAGAAGAAAGUUAUGAGCAGCUCUAGCCCUUAAGGAGAAAUCUAAAUAUGAGUCUCAAGUCUUUGGCUCUUUAAAGGUUUCCUUUGAUCUUUUUGCAGGCAUAGGUCUGCCUAGUUGGUAAGAAGGAAGCCCGUUAUUUCAGUGCCUCAUUCACUAUAAAAAUUUCUCUACAUCAAGAUGGAUCCAGAAUAAAAAAAAAACAGGUCCAGAUAUUGGAAAAAAAUUA